Molecule: messenger RNA, 1400 nt
Organism: Nanorana parkeri
Lineage: Eukaryota; Metazoa; Chordata; Amphibia; Anura; Dicroglossidae
Gene: CUNH8orf33
Product: chromosome unknown C8orf33 homolog
Exons: 7
Coding region: 27-1358 (443 amino acids)
Source: RefSeq, a predicted model, not a curated record
UCAUCAAGAAGUAGUGUUGGACAGACAUGGAGGAGGCUCCACAGGGAACGUUUCAAGAUGAGCUGGACUGGUGUAUCCAACAGCUGGAAACCGGCCUCCUACGACGCAAUCCCACCCCACAGCAAGCACAGGACACUGAGAAGAUACUUAAGGUCCUGCAUUCUCGGAAAUCCCCCCAUGUGAAGAAGAGGCAGGUCAUGAAUCAAGUCUUUGGAAACUACCGCCUUAAAAUGACCGAGGAGAGACGGCAAAAAGAAAACGCAGCCAAACCAUCUCCUAAGGUUCAGAUCGAGGAGGUGACCCAUCCAGAUUCUCGCAGUGUGGCCUACAGGAAGUGCCCCAGGGACGGUCAGGGCACCAGCAGUGCACAUUGGUUCACGCCGUCUGACAGUAGUUUUAGCUUCAAUUUCUGCACAGAACAAACUGAGGGCUUGGAAGGAGCUGGCCCGGAAAAUACAGAAGAUGGUGAUGCCAAAUGUGAACAAUUAGAAAUCAGCAGCAUAGGGAGUAUGUUGAGCUCUAAAGAAGAAUCUGGCUUCAGCUUUAAUUUCCAGAUCUCCGAGGAUGCAGCAUCUUCAUCUCAGAACUGCGAAGGUCAGGAGUCUAUGGCGAACACAUCGAGUGGCCAGCCCAGCGCUAUUCAUUCAUUAUCAGAAGUCAGAAAUGUAGCGGAGUCACAAGAAGCCUCAUCACAAAAUGUGGCUACUUCGGAAGAGGCUUGUAGCACUUCGGGGCUAUCGGCAAAUCAGAACUUGACACUGGAGGCUGCUGUGCAAAAUGUAACUGACUCUCCAAAGAAAAAGAAGAAGAAGACGACUCAGAAAAAGAGUCAUUGUGCCCAGGCGGAGAAGAAGCCGGAGGAACACAAAGCAGACACAGAGAAAUCACCUCCAGCUAGUGAAGAUGGUCAGUCUGGAGCCAGUGAGCUGCAGAGGGAACUGGACUGGUGUGUGGAACAACUGGAAAUAGGACUACAGCGACAGAAGUCCGCACCUAAAAAAGUGGAAGAAGCAAUGCGUGCCGUCAGAACACUGCGUGGCGAGAAAGUGGCCUUGGUUAAGAAACGGCAAUUGAUGCGCACAAUGUUUGGCGAUUACCGACGCAAGAUGGAAGAAGAGAGACAGAAGCAGCUAAAGCUAAUGCAGGCAGCUGCCAAAUCUGCACGGGUAAUUGAGGUUUCAGAAACCGCAAGACGGAAGAGCAGCAAGGUUUUCCGGAAGAGCGCACGCCAAUCCCACAGCGACAAUGGGCAAGACCUUCCCGCCGACUCCCAAGACCCGCCUACCCAGGCAGCUCCUGACCAAGGAGGAUUCAUUUUCCAGUCAUCCCAGGAGCCGUUCCGUUUCAAUUUCUUGUAAUGAAUGACCUCAUGGACAGCAUAGCUGUCAUUUGUCGAUGGA